GUCUCUGGUAGUUGGAAAUACAUUCAUUUAACUCGAGUUGAUUUCAACUUCGCCCAGUUUGCCGCCGGUGCUCAUUGUGAAUACUCUGUUUGCAAAAUUUUUUUUGCUACCUCAAUAUAUCUCAAUAAAAAAAAAAUCAUUUCUUUACAAGAGAAAUUUGUUCAGUGAAAAAUUUCAUUAUUAAAAAAUAGAAAUUCUAAAAAAAAAUUCACCCCCUUAUGGUUGAAAGAGAAAAAAAAAUACAAAAGUGACUCGAAAUUUGUUACAAUAAAAAUAAAAAGGACAGGACAGAAAGUCUCGAGGCAGAGUGUGAUUAUAAAAAAAGAAGGGACUGAUAGUGGAAAAACUAAUUGCUUUUGAAAAGCCGUCAAAGUGUCAUGAGAGGCGGUUUCACAGUCCGCCCUUUUAAUUGGUCCCUUUUAGAGUCAUGCAUGUCGCGCCCUUCAAACGAGCAAAUUCGGGAUAUGGUCCACAACCGAUCAACGGGACUGGCCAGUCUCAAUCGCAACAGAAUUCUCAACAGCUUCCUCAACAACAACUACAACAACAAUUAUUACAACAACAAUCUGGAAAUGGAACGAGAAAUUUACGAGGACCUGGAGACACGUUGGGGAGCAAUGGCUGGGAAAGUGGGUCGCCGUUGCACAAAGAGAAGGGCCUGUCUGGAGGUUUGGGGGAUGACGAAGACGGGGGUGGAGGGAGCGGAGGGUUGGAGGGGACGGACCCAGAGGAGAACCACCCUGUUCACCUCAAGAGACGGGUGGGACUCGUCAGUGGGGUGGCUCUAAUUGUUGGCACAAUGAUCGGAUCAGGAAUAUUUGUUUCGCCAUCAGGACUUCUCCAGCGUACCGGAAGUAUUGGCGUAAGCUUCCUGGUGUGGACAGCCUGUGGUAUACUCAGUCUUUGCGGUGCAUUAGCAUACGCAGAAUUGGGUACAAUGAAUACAAGCAGCGGUGCUGAAUACGCGUACUUUAUGGACGCAUUUGGUGCACCGCCCGCUUUUCUUUUUUCCUGGGUAUCAACACUCGUUUUAAAACCCUCACAAAUGGCCAUCAUAUGCCUAUCAUUCGCACAAUAUGCCGUUGAGGCAUUUGUUGCUGAAUGUGAUCCACCUCAAGAAGUGGUCAAACUUGUUGCAUUAUUGGCAAUAAUUCUCAUUCUUUUGGUGAAUUGUUACAGUGUCAAUUUGGCAACCGGUGUUCAAAAUGCAUUCACAGCGGCAAAAUUAAUUGCAAUUUUAGUUGUGAUCGUUGGUGGAUCUUAUAAAUUGAUACAGGGCAAUACACAGCAUUUACGUGAUCCUUUCAAGCCAAGUGAGGAUUUAGAUGUUGGAGGUGGAAUUAAUAUUGGUAAAUUGGCGACUGCUUUUUAUACUGGACUAUGGGCAUAUGAUGGUUGGAACAAUUUGAAUUAUGUCACCGAGGAGAUUAAGAAUCCGUCAAAGAAUCUACCAAGAUCGAUAAUGAUUGGAAUUCCACUUGUGACCCUGUGCUAUGCACUGAUUAACAUCUCUUAUCUCGCUGUUAUGUCGCCCUCCGAGAUGAUCGACAGCGAGGCGGUCGCUGUGACGUUCGGUAAUCGUCUUCUUGGUGUUAUGGCAUGGUUAAUGCCUCUCUCAGUGGCAGUGAGCACAUUUGGAUCAGCAAAUGGAACUUUAUUCGCUGCCGGACGACUUUGUUUUGCAGCUUCACGAAAAGGGCAUUUACUCGAUUGUCUCAGUUACGUUCAUGUGCGACGUUUCACACCUGCACCGGGUCUUAUUUUCCAUUCCAUUGUGGCAGGUACAAUGGUGAUUUCUGGCAAUAUCGAUUCAUUGAUCGAUUUUUUCUCCUUUACGGCAUGGAUUUUUUAUGGUGGUGCAAUGCUCGCGUUGUUGGUCAUGAGAAAAACACGACCAAAUCAUCCUCGACCAUACAAAUGCCCACUAAUUAUUCCCGUGCUCGUACUUGGCAUUUCAGCGUACCUGAUUGUUGCCCCAAUUAUUGACAAACCUCAAAUUGAGUACCUGUACGCUGCUGGCUUUAUUGGCGCAGGAAUAUUCUUCUACCUCCCAUUCGUUAAAUACGGAUACGUUCCCAAGUUCAUGGAAGGAGUAAACGCUUUUCUCCAAAUGUUGCUCGAAGUAGCGCCAACGGCAGCUGCUUUUGACUGAUAAAAAAAAAAAAGGAAAAGCUCAUCAUGUUUUAUAAGAUGCCAAAUCAUUCCAUUUGAGGCAUCGAAUAUAGCGCAACGAUGCUUAUUUUAAUACAAAAUGUUUUUUGACAAAUGACGAAUAGAAAAAAAGAAAGUGAGAAAGAAAAAAUAUGUUAUUGUUUCACUUGAAAAUUGAUAUCAUAAAAAUAAGAAAACAAAAAUAUUAUUUUAUUACUUGUUGUUCUUCCUAUAUAGUGUACAAUAUUAUACAACGUUAUUGUUAGCAAUAGUUGAUUGGCGUUAUAGCAAACCAAAAUAUUGAUAAGAAAAAUAAUAAAAUUUUUAAUCCAA
Messenger RNA from Leptopilina boulardi, 2484 nucleotides. RefSeq names its product b(0,+)-type amino acid transporter 1. The transcript has 5 exons. Gene Ontology annotation, molecular function: L-amino acid transmembrane transporter activity. Gene Ontology annotation, biological process: amino acid transmembrane transport. The record is from RefSeq and is a predicted model, not a curated record. Gene Ontology annotation, cellular component: membrane. NCBI's taxonomy places the organism in Eukaryota, Metazoa, Arthropoda, Insecta, Hymenoptera, Figitidae. The coding region runs from base 428 to 2152 and encodes 574 amino acids.